AUGAUCAACGCCGUCCUCGUCUUCAACAACAACGGACAACCCCGUUUAACCAAGUUCUACACACAGAUUGACACCCAAACCAAGCAAUCCCUAAUCGCGCAAAUCUACAACCUCGUUUCCCAACGCCCCGCCAGCGCCUGUAACUUCCUCCCCCUCCCUCCACUUCUCUCCCGCGGCGCAAGCUCCGGCGCAGAAAAUGGCCCCUCCGACGCGCCAACCCAAAUCACUUACCGCAACUAUGCCACUUUGUCGUUCAUCAUGAUCUCCACGUCGAUGGAGUCGCCGCUUGCCCUGAUCGAUCUAAUUCAGGUCUUCGUGGAGGCGCUGGAUCGCAUGUUCGAGAACGUGUGUGAGCUGGAUCUCAUCUUCGGGUAUGAGACCAUGCAUGCGGUUUUGAGUGAGAUGAUUGUUGGGGGUGUGGUGGUGGAGACGAAUAUUGACAAGAUUGUCUCGGCGGUGAGGGAUCAGGAGGGUAAUUUGGGCAAAAAGAAGGCUAUUCAGGCGGCUAGUUCGGGGAUUGGGAGGACCGGCCUGCCUGGGUUGGGGGCUUGGAGAUGGAUAGUACUAUGGAUACCUGAGCAUGAGUUUGGCGUUUCUAGGGGAUUUCUUCUUCUUUCCUUUCCCUUGACUGUCAAUCCUGCACCCAACGCCGCCGCGGAUCCCGUCGACAAAAUGCCUGCCCAGAAGUCCGGAAAGAAGACUGCCCCCCUCCCUUACCCCCAGGGUAAGGCUGGCGCUAAGAAGGCUCCCAAGAACCCUCUCAUCGAGAAGCGCCCCCGCAACUUCGGCAUUGGCCAGGACAUCCAGCCCAAGCGCAACCUCGGUCGCUUCGUCAAGUGGCCCGAGUAUGUCCGUCUGCAGCGCCAGAAGAAGAUCUUGAACCUCCGUCUCAAGGUCCCUCCUUCCAUUGCUCAGUUCCAGAACACCCUGGACCGCAACACCGCUGCCCAGACCUUCAAGUUCCUCAACAAGUACCGCCCCGAGACCAAGGUCGAGAAGAAGGAGCGUCUCCACGCCGAGGCCACCGCCGUCGCUGAGGGCAAGAAGAAGGAGGAUGUCUCCAAGAAGCCCUACAACGUCAAGUACGGUCUCAACCACGUUGUCGGCCUCGUCGAGAACAAGAAGGCUUCCCUCGUCCUGAUUGCUCACGACGUUGACCCCAUUGAGCUGGUUGUCUUCCUUCCCGCUCUUUGCCGCAAGAUGGGUGUCCCUUACGCUAUCGUUAAGGGCAAGGCUCGUCUCGGUACCGUUGUCCACAAGAAGACCUCCGCUGUCCUCGCUCUCACCGAGGUCCGCUCCGAGGACAAGGCUGAGUUCGCCAAGCUCCUCUCCGCCGUCAAGGAGGGCUACUCCGACAAGUACGAGGAGUCCCGCCGCCACUGGGGUGGUGGUAUCAUGGGCGCCAAGGCUGUUGCCCGCCAGGAGAAGAAGCGCAAGGCCGUUGAGGGUGCCAUCCGUGUCUAA
This is a messenger RNA of Aspergillus welwitschiae, 1464 nucleotides long. Its product is annotated as 60S ribosomal protein eL8. Gene Ontology annotation, cellular component: ribonucleoprotein complex; intracellular membrane-bounded organelle. The coding region runs from base 1 to 1464 and encodes 487 amino acids. Lineage: Eukaryota; Fungi; Ascomycota; Eurotiomycetes; Eurotiales; Aspergillaceae. Gene Ontology annotation, biological process: vesicle-mediated transport; protein transport; ribosome biogenesis. The record is from RefSeq and is a predicted model, not a curated record. The transcript is spliced from 7 exons.